AUGAUAAAUUGCUUAACUAACUUUUAUGCUUCCAUUCGGAAUAUCUCCAAGUCUGCCAAUUCAGCAAGUUUAGAGUUUAAGAGAGCUAUUUGUCUCUGAAGACGGUCAAAGGGCCUGAACUUGAAGCAGGAGGACUUCUAUAAGUAUUUCAAUAUAUUAUGAUGAUGAAUAAAGUUAGCACUCCCCACCAUGAUUUCCGAUCAAAUUUGUUCAGGAAGAAAUUAUGGGCAAUCCUAUCAAGCCUCCACAGAUUUGACGGAAAACCUUUCUAAUACCAUGUUGAUUAAGCAGAGAGAUUUUUCAUUGCUAAUGCAUUAAAUCCAACACAUGAGAUCCUGUUGAAGAUGCCAUUGAUCACUCUGAGAUGCCCUAAACCUUCAGUUAUAACUUCCUCAUUUAUUCAGACUACAUUGAGGACAAU
Molecule: messenger RNA, 421 nt
Organism: Moneuplotes crassus
Lineage: Eukaryota; Ciliophora; Spirotrichea; Euplotida; Euplotidae
Source: the annotation of a GenBank genome assembly